Messenger RNA from Colius striatus (speckled mousebird), 4557 nucleotides. RefSeq names its product C-type mannose receptor 2-like. NCBI's taxonomy places the organism in Eukaryota, Metazoa, Chordata, Aves, Coliiformes, Coliidae. The transcript has 30 exons. Bases 142 to 4557 code for a protein of 1471 amino acids. The record is from RefSeq and is a predicted model, not a curated record. Gene Ontology annotation, molecular function: signaling receptor activity.
CCCUCCUUUUCUUUUCCUUCUCCCCUCCCUCUCUCUCUCUUUUUUCCAUGUCUCUCCUCCUCGUUUCCCUCCCUCCUCCCUCCGUCCCCCCUGGCCAGGCAGCAGUAGUCGGGCCCGGAGCGGACCGGGACAGCGCUGGGGAUGGGGCGCGGUUCGGCGGCACCGCGGCCCCUCCGCGCCCCCCUCUACUGCUGCUUCCUCGGCCUCCAGCUGCUGCUCAGCGCUGCGCACCCAGACUCCAAAAUCUUCCUCAUCUACAACACGGGCUCCCAGAGCUGCCUGGAAACCAAAGACUCACUGGUGAGGCUCAGCAAGAGCUGCAACACUAGUGCCCCAGCCCAGCAGUGGAAAUGGGUCUCCAGGAAUCGUCUCUUCAACGUGGGGGCCAUGCAGUGCCUGGGGGUGUCAUGGAAAGAGGCCAAUGCCACAGGAGAGUCCCAACCCUUGGGCACCUACGAGUGCGACCGUGAGACUGUCACCAUGCGCUGGAGCUGCCGUGGUCUCGGGGAGCAGCUCAGCCAACAGCUCCCUGCACCCCUUGCCAAUUCUUCUCUGGACAGGAGGGAUCAGGCACGUGGCUCACAGUGGAGGACUUACGGAACUGAAGAGGAUCUGUGCUCUGUGCCUUAUGCUGAGAUUUACACCAUCCAGGGCAACUCUCAUGGGAAGCCAUGCACCAUCCCCUUCAAAUAUGAUAACCAAUGGUUCCAUGAGUGCACCGGUACGGGGCGAGAGGAUGGGCACCUGUGGUGUGCCACCACUCAGGACUAUGGCAAGGACGAGCGAUGGGGCUUCUGCCCCAUUAAGAGCAAUGACUGUGAGACCUUUUGGGACAAGGACCGCCUCACCAACAACUGCUACCAGUUCAAUUUCCAGUCCACACUGUCGUGGCAGGAGGCCUGGAAUAGCUGUGAGCAGCAAGGGGCCAACCUGCUCAGCAUCACUGAGAUCCACGAGCAGACCUACAUCAACGGGUUACUGACAGGGUACAGCUCCACGCUCUGGAUUGGGCUCAACGACCUGGACAUCAAUGGAGGCUGGCAGUGGUCAGACAACUCGCCCCUCAAGUACCUCAACUGGGAGAGUGACCAGCCUGACAACCCCAGCGAGGAGAACUGCGGGGUGAUCCGCACCGAGUCCUUCGGGGGCUGGCAGAACCGCGACUGCGGCAUCGCCCUCCCCUACAUCUGCAAGAAGAAACCCAACGCCACUGCUGACGCCUUCCUCACAGACUCGUGGUCAGAAGUGAAGGUAGACUGUGAGCCCAGCUGGCAGCCCUUCCAGUCCAGCUGCUACAGGAUAGUGGGAGAGAAGAAGAGCUGGCAAGAAGCAAAGACAACCUGUCUGCGGAGUGGAGGGGACCUGGUCAGCAUCCACACCCUCUCUGAGCUGGAGUUUGUCACCAAACAGAUCAAGCAAGAUGUGGAAGAGCUCUGGAUUGGCCUAAACGACCUCAAGCUGCAGAUGAACUUUGAGUGGUCAGAUGGGACCCCUGUGAGGUUCACGUACUGGCACCCCUUUGAACCCAACAACUUCCGUGACAGCCUGGAGGACUGUGUGACCAUCUGGGGACCGGAAGGGAGGUGGAAUGACAGCCCAUGUAACCAGACCCUGCCUUCCGUUUGCAAAAAGCCUGGCCGGGUGAGCCAGGAGAAGGCAGAAGAUGACCACGGGUGCCGAAAGGGCUGGAAGUGGCACAGUCCCUCAUGCUUCUGGCUGGGUGAGGACCGUGUCCCCUACAGUGACGCCCGCAAGACCUGCUCCGACUACGGCUCCACGCUGGUCACCAUCACCAACAGAUUUGAGCAGGCUUAUGUGAGCAGCCUCAUCUACAGCUGGGAAGGGGAGUACUUUUGGACAGCACUGCAGGACAUCACCGAGACGGGUGCUUUCCGCUGGCUCAGUGGUGAUGAGGUGACCUACACCCACUGGAACCGUAACCAGCCCGGUUACAACAAGGGUGGCUGCGUGGCCCUGGCCACUGGCAGCUCUGUGGGGCUGUGGGAGGUGAAGAACUGCAGCACUUUCAAAGCCAAGUACAUCUGCCGGCAGAACCUGGGCACCCCAGUGAACCCUGAGCUGCCAGGGCCCUACCCCACACCGAGCCUCACCGCUGCCUGCUCCCCAGGAUGGAGCUCGGACUCCAAACUCCGCCACUGCUACAAGGUGUUCAGCUCUGAAACACUACAAGAGAAGAAGACGUGGGUUGCAGCACAGGAGUUCUGCCGGGGGCUGGGGGCCCAGCUGCUCAGCCUGGGGAGCUAUGAGGAGGAGCACUUUGUUGCCAACACCCUCAACAAGAUUUUUGGGGAGGCAGAGCCAGAGCUCCAUGAGCAGCACUGGUUCUGGAUCGGCCUGAACCGCCGGGAUCCCAUGGGGGACAGGAGCUGGAGCUGGAGUGAUGGGCUGGGGUUUUUCUACCACAACUUUGACCACAAUCACUACGAUGAUGAUGACAUCCGGAGCUGCACCGUGCUGGAUCUGUCCUCCCUACACUGGAUGCCCAUGCAGUGUGAGGCCCAGCUGGACUGGAUCUGCAAACUGCCCAAAGGUGCUGAAGUGAAGGAGCCGGAGAUCAUGACCCAAGGCAGCAAAGAGUGGGUGAAGUACCAGGAUGCUGAGUACAAGUUCUUUGAGCAUCACUCGACGUGGGUGCAGGCUCAGCGCAUCUGUGGCUGGCUCCAGGCAGAGCUGGUGUCGGUGCACAGUGAGGCCGAGCUGCGCUUCCUGGGCCAGAACCUCAAGAAGUUCUCCAGGGGCCAGGAGCAGCAUUGGUGGAUUGGGCUGCACACCUAUGAGAACAACGGGAGGUUCAAGUGGAUUGAUGGAUCCCUCCUCAACUUUGUCUCUUGGGCACCAGGCAAGCCCCGGCCUACCACCAAGGACAAGAAAUGUGUGUACAUGACAGCAAGCAGAGAGGACUGGGGGGAUCAGAAGUGCAUGACAGCCCUGCCCUACAUCUGCAAGCGGAGCAAUGGGACGGCUGUGAGGCCCUCGCUGCCCUCACCACCUCCCGCCACGAGUGGGGGCUGUCCCCGGGGCUGGUUUCCCUUCCUCAGCAAGUGUUUCAGCUUCAACGGCCAGGACAAAGCUGAGAUAGUGAAGUGGGCAGAGGCUAAGCAGGCAUGUGAGAGCCAAGGGGCUGUCCUGGCCACCAUUGCCAGCCCCCUGGAGCAGGCUUUCAUCACCUCCAUGCUGCCCAACAUCUCCUUCGACCUCUGGAUCGGCCUCCACGAUGCCCAGAGGGAGUUUGGGUGGGUGGAGGAGGAGCCGCUGCAGCACACGAGCUGGGCCCCAGGCGAGCCCUCGGGCUGCAGUGCAUCUGGCCCCCGGGACAGGCCGACCAACUGCGUGCUGGUGUGGCACGGCUCACCUCCUCACUUCACCGGGCACUGGGACGACCGGAGCUGCCUGGAGGAAAAGCAUGGCUACAUCUGCCAGCAGAGCAUAGACCCAUCCCUGAGCUCCAUAUGGACGUCGUACCCCCCCUCGCCCACCGGUGCCCUCUUUUACCACAACACCACUUACCGUAUCCUGCAGAAACCCCUCAGGUGGCACGAGGCACUGCUGCUCUGUGAGACCCUCAAUACCACCCUGGCCACCAUCCCUGACCCCUACAGCCAGGCUUUCCUCACCCAGGCUGUCAGCACCCUGCGGGCUCCGCUCUGGAUCGGGUUGGCCAACAUGGAGGGCGGUCGGAGCUACUCGUGGCUGUCAGAGGAGAAUCUCUUCUACACCAACUGGCAGGAUGGGGAGCCUCAGCAGUUCAUGGGCUGUGCCUAUGUGGACCUGGAUGGGAGCUGGCGCACGGCCGGCUGUGACACCAAACUGCAGGGGGGCAUCUGCCAGCUCCAAGCAGGUGCCCCUCGCACACACAAGUGGAGCUACAGUGGCAGUUGUCCCAAAUUCCUGGAGGACUCAUCCUGGAUCCCUUUUCGGGACCACUGCUACACCUUCCACAUGGAGAUCACCCUGGGGCAGAAGGAUGCCAUGAGGAGGUGCCAGAAAGUUGGUGGCACGGUGUUGUCCAUCCAGGACGAGAUGGAGAACAUCUUCGUGUGGGAGCAUCUCCAGGCGUAUGAGGGCCCAUCCAAGGGGGCCUGGCUGGGCAUGACCUUCAACACUAAAGGUGGCACCUUGGUCUGGCACGACAACACCGCUGUCAACUACUCCAACUGGGGCCAGUAUGACACAGGGCCCAGCAUGCUGAGCCAGAACAGCUGCUACUGGAUCCAGAGCAGCAAUGGUGUGUGGCGUCUGGGCUCCUGCACCAACGUCACCAUGGGGGUCAUCUGCAAGAUCCCCCGAGUGGAGGAGAGCAGCUUUUCCAGGGCAGCCCUACCGGAGAACACGGCAGCCAUCGCUGUGGUGGUGCUGGCGGCUCUGGUGCUUGGUGCCAUCUUAGGCUUUGCCUUCUACCUGUACCGGCGGCGGCGGAGCUUGGAGCUCAGCUCCUUCGAGAGCGCCCGCUACAGCCGCACCACCUCCAACCCCUUUGAGGCCGCCGAGAAGAACAUCCUGGUGUCCGACAUGGAGAUGAACGAGCAGCAGGACUGA